Lodderomyces beijingensis is the source of this 744-nucleotide messenger RNA. Lineage: Eukaryota; Fungi; Ascomycota; Pichiomycetes; Serinales; Debaryomycetaceae. The record is from the annotation of a GenBank genome assembly.
AUGGAUUCGUUGAAACUUCCCACAAACGCAGCUCAAGCUAAGAAAUUCACAGCACCAAACUCGAUACUAUUCCCCAAAGGGAUUGACGCAAAUUCCGACGAGUCUGCCGAUUUCAACGGUGAGCCAGGCGCUUCUGAGUUGAAAAAAGAAGCUAGUUCGGAUGUGCUUGAGCCAAAACAGGAAGAAGACGAUGGUGCUACUUCAGGUAUUGUACCGACUUUACAGAAUAUAGUUGCCACUGUCAAUUUGGACUGCCGGUUGGAUCUCAAAACGAUUGCUUUGCAUGCUCGUAACGCCGAAUAUAACCCUAAGCGGUUUGCUGCGGUGAUUAUGAGAAUCAGAGACCCAAAAACAACAGCCUUGAUUUUUGCUAGUGGUAAAAUGGUUGUUACCGGUGCCAAAUCAGAAGAUGAUUCCAAGUUGGCCUCGAGAAAAUACGCCCGUAUUAUACAAAAGUUGGGAUUCAAUGCCAAAUUCACCGAUUUCAAAAUACAGAAUAUUGUUGGUUCUUGUGAUGUCAAAUUCCCCAUCAGGUUGGAAGGCUUGGCAUUUUCCCACGGUACUUUCUCUUCUUAUGAACCUGAAUUGUUCCCAGGUUUGAUCUAUAGAAUGGUGAAGCCCAAGAUUGUGCUUUUGAUUUUUGUUUCGGGGAAAAUUGUCUUGACAGGAGCAAAACAGAGAGAGGAGAUAUAUGCGGCUUUCGAAGCUAUAUACCCGGUCUUGAGUGAAUUUCGAAAGUCCUAG